AUGAUGAUGAUACAACAUCGGAAUUACAACAAAAGGCUCGUCUCUUUGGUCCUACGAGUUAGUAUCUAUACCAUCCUAUUCGUCGUGAAUGCACUCCUUCUCGUGUAUCCAACCUGGUAUUUCGUGGAUUUCCUUUCUUCCAAAAUUUCCAUUUCCCAAUCCAUCGUCUCGCAUGGACAAAAGAUUAGAGAUUUAGAAUACAAGCCACCCACACCAUUACCAUCCAAUGUGGAUCAACAUUACUUUAAGAUACCAGACCCUUUUAGAAAUCAUUUUCAGAAUGUGAACGUUACAAUACCUUGUGAAUCAUCCAUGAUGCUUUUUUCAUUCAGUGCCAAUGCUUCGAUGGAUGUUUUAAUUUUCAGACGAUUUGAAAUGUUUGAGGCAUAUAUGAAUUUGUCAAGUCCAAGUCACUUGCUGUAUUUGAAUGACACCACAUUGUCUCUGUUAAGAGAAUAUCCAUUGGACAGGAGUACCAUCAUGAUAUCUGACAAUUCAUUUGCGAGUCGUUUCUUUUCAACAAAAGUUCAUAACAGCAACACUUCUAUGGUCAAUAAUGACACUGAAACAUGCAACCAUGGAAGUUUUGAAAUUUAUCUCGUAUUUAGAAAAUUAAUAACUCAGCAAGAAUAUAUUUCUAUUGAUUUUUGGUAUUGGUUAGAGUAUCAAGACAAUCGAGGAUUUCUUAAAUUUAACGUGACAAUACUAUGCAUAUUCUUCAUGAUAAUCUUUAACACUAUUUAUUUAUUGAAUGUCAAAUCAUUUUUACAAUUUUUAAUGCCUGCUUUAUUUAGAGGAGAGACGAAUACUAUCAGCACAUUCUCUGAACGGCUAAAACGAUUUUUACCACUCGAGACAUGUCUGUGCUGUGGUUGUUGUUCACAACAUUUAAGAAAACCACAGAGUCAAGUGCGAAAUUUCUACGAUCGUAUGCAUUCCAUUUCAAGCAGUUCAGUGAAUGAUGAUGAAGACUCUCUCAACAAACUUUCUCCAAGAGCAGAAACCAUUUCAUUUCGUGACUUGGCUUUUACUUCCUUCACAGGUAAGGAAAUAUUACAUCCCAUUAGUGGUGAUAUUACUCCUGGACGUCUUACUGCCAUUGUGGGAAAGAGUGGUAGUGGCAAGUCCACAUUUAUCAAUACUCUCUGUCGAAGAGCGAGUCAUGGAUUGCAGAGUGGAAAGGUUUUUGUUUCCAAUAAGGAAAUUACUCGAGAGACAUCUAAAAUGAUUGGAUUUGUACCUCAAGAUGACAUUAUUGCCAGUAAUAUCACUGUGAGAGAAGCUCUCGAGUUUAGUUUACGUUAUCGAAAACGCAGACAAUUUUCUCCACAACACAUUAUUGAUACUCUCGGAAAGUUGGGACUUCUUCAUGUGCAGCAUUCAUUGGUUUCUGAAAUUAGUGGAGGUGAGAGAAGAAGAACAUCGAUUGGCAUUGAAAUUGUCAAUGAUACUCCAAUACUCAUAUUGGAUGAACCGACCUCUGGAUUAGACUCAGAGACAUCUCUCAGUCUUGCUCUCACUCUUCGAUCAUUGGCAGAAGACAACCACUUGACCAUUAUUUGCGUGAUUCAUCAGCCCUCUGCCGAAGUCUUUCAACAAUUUCACAACAUGAUACUCUUUUCAGAUGGGCAAUUGCUACUGCAUGCUCCAGUGGAUUGUGUCAUUGAAACACUGAAAGAGAAAAUUCCUGCACAUGAGAUUCGAUUAAAUCCAGCAGAUGAAAUUUUGAGAACCUUAAUUGAACCUAUUAAGGGAACUCCUAUCCUUAGAGCUAUUCAGAAAAAACAAGAAGAGAAAAUCACACCUGUUGUGGAAUUUGCUACUACAAGUAAUACCAGCACUAGUUCCAAUUCUGAAUUCUCUCACGACUCAUACCAGGAUACUCCUAUUGGUGACUUUUCAACUGCUCCUUUUUGGGCUCAGUUUGCAGCGUGUGUGGAUCGUUCGUUACGACAAUUUUUUCGAAAUUGGCGUUUGUUACUGCUCGAUAUUCUUAUUUGCCUUGGAAUUGGAGGAUUGAUUGGAGCCAUUUUUAACAAUCUUGAAUUUAAAGGAUCGGUCAGUGAGGAAAUUUUCAAGCAAUGUCCUUUAAUUCUCAGAGGAUUUUCAAUGCUUCCUGUUUCGGACAAGAUUGCACCGUUUGUGACUUUUGUGGAAUUGGCACUUGCAAUGGUUGCCAUUAUGAGAGCAUUGAGAGUAUUUGGUCAUGAUAUGGAAAACUUUAAACGAGAGUCUUUCUCAGGUCUCAAUUCAUGGAUGUUCUUUGCAGCAAAGGAUUUGAUAAGUUUAAUACCGAUCAUAUUCAUCUCCUUGGCAUUCACAACUGGUCUAUUUAUUGCUCGUCCUCAAGCAAGCUUUGGAAUUUACUAUCUCACUUCGAUCUUGACUAUUUUGACUUCGUUUCCAAUAGGAUACAUGAUUUCAUUCUUUUGUUCUCCUCAUACUGCUCAAUUAGCCGCAACGUUGGUCGUACUUUUGUUGUAUGCUGUCUCUGGAAAUCAACCAACUCUUCCUGAGAUUGAACGACUGCCAUUUCCAUUUUCAUAUUUUCAUAUUUUCACUUAUUUGAGAUUUGUGAAGGGACUUUUGUAUAUGGUUGAAAUUGAAACGAGAGGACAAACAGAACAUAUUGAUUCUGCUUUAUUUAUCAAUGGAUAUGAAACUGAAUCUGUUGCUUAUUAUUGGUAUGCCAUGAUCUUUUGGUGUAUCCUCUUUCGUGUGUGUGCUGUAUUUUUAAUGUGGCAAUUGAAACCUCAUUCAUUACUGCAUCGAGUGAUCACACUGAGCAAAAUUCUUGGAGGAAAGAUUGUACAAAAAGUUAAAAGUGCAGCAACUGAAAUGAGAGAUGAUAUUAUUUCAUCCUCAUCAGCUGCUACGAUGAGUGAUCGAAGAGUAUAA
Naegleria fowleri is the source of this 2898-nucleotide messenger RNA. RefSeq lists its product as uncharacterized. Lineage: Eukaryota; Heterolobosea; Eutetramitea; Acrasida; Naegleriidae. Gene Ontology annotation, cellular component: membrane. Bases 1 to 2898 code for a protein of 965 amino acids. The record is from RefSeq and is a predicted model, not a curated record. Gene Ontology annotation, molecular function: ABC-type transporter activity; ATP hydrolysis activity; ATP binding. The transcript is spliced from 2 exons.